Messenger RNA from Suillus fuscotomentosus, 1527 nucleotides. RefSeq lists its product as uncharacterized. The transcript has 3 exons. Lineage: Eukaryota; Fungi; Basidiomycota; Agaricomycetes; Boletales; Suillaceae. The record is from RefSeq and is a predicted model, not a curated record. Bases 1 to 1527 code for a protein of 508 amino acids.
AUGGCAUUGGCAAUCAAGGACGAUGACGCUGUAAAGACACCUAAAUAUUUUCCUCCACUCUUGUCCAAGAAAUUCAACAUCACUGAUGUUAAGCAAGAUGCGCUCAAGUGGGAUAAGGAGUGGGAAGCGGCGAUCGCAUCUUCAACCGCAGCAGACGUCCUCAAGGAGAUGUCUUGUUUCUUAGAUGACUCUGGCUUUACUCCUGAUGCUAUGGAGUUCUUCCACCAGGAUCUUCGCAGGGUCCAAGAUAAUGUAGCCAAAAUCCUGCAUGACCUGUUCGACAAAGGUCACUUUGACACCAUCUGGUUGUUGUUGAAUGUCACGGAGAAGAAGAGACAUAUCAAUGAAGGCCUGAAGGGGGCUUGUGAAGCACGUACAUUGUGGGGGCAAGAUUGUCGUGCUCUUUGCCUAGAGGUCACAGUUUCGAACCUCCUGAUGCAGGGCGGGAAGGGCUUUGUCGACUUUCUCGCUCGCAUCUUGGAGUCAUCUGAGUCAUCCCUUCAACCAGCAUUUCUACCAAACUCAUGGUGGGAACAGGCGUCAAACCUGCCAAAUCCAUGGUGGGAACAGACCCCAGCCACCGAUGUUCCACCUCGAGGACAAGUAUCCCAAAGCACAAAGCUUCUGUUCGAAGUCGCGACUAUCAAUAGGAAUAAAUUUAUCAGCAAGUUGUUUUCAGUCAUAAGUGACAUCACCAAUCGUAGUGAGGGGAUGAAGGGGGUCCUGCACUUCAUGGAGAAUACAAAGGGAUAUGUCGCUCGAGCUGUAGCACAGGCCAAAAUGACUUUCAGGGAUAAACCUCUUGUCUGCUGUGAAAACUGCACGAAGACUCCAGAAGAAAUUGGACAAGGUGUUCGCUUCAUGGUGUACAGUGUUUGCAAAGCGAAACUCAACUUCGAGAUACAUUAUUGUUCUCAAUCCUGCCAGAAACAAGACUGGUCUCUUCACAAACGGGCUUGUGGCAAGAAGUCAGUGUCGAAGGGUCUAAGCGGAACCAAGGGAGACUCCCUUUGGGCAUUCAGCAACUCCAAUCCCACCGCCGAAAUGCUUCGCAACUUUGACAAGGAAGGUCGGCAGCUCACGAGCCUCAGAGACAUUGGCGUAAAUCCCUGUAAGGGUAAACGCACCCCUGCUGCGGAGCAUCAAGCUGAGAUGCUUGAAGCCGACCGAAAUGUCGAUUACUUCCUCUUCACUGCGAGCGGUGAAGCAGUUCGCUUUGUGAUUGAUGAUCCAGGAGCUAAAAUGAUCUUCCAGAUCAACUGCGGUUGGGUCAUGACACAGGUUACUAGUGACACCGGCGUUGAGGCUAUGGGAGAGUACAUACUCAAAGUCAUGAGCAGAUAUCCCAGAUUGAGUCGGAGCAUCAUCCUGAAGCAACUCUGUGAGGAACACAGGGCGGGCACUACUGAAAAGAUCAUGUGGCUGGAGAAGAAGAGUCGAGAACAUGGAGACAGUACAUUUAUAGAGAGUUGGGUGAAAGAUUCUUCACCCCUGUUUGGGGGUUGGUCUUGGCUCGGACUGCUUUGA